AUGAGGAUGGAUAAUGAUAGCACUAUGUCUGAGUUCAUCCUCCUGGGGCUCCCCAUCAAGCCAGAAGAACAAGGCAUGUACUCUGCCCUCUUCCUGGCCAUGUACCUGAUAACUGUGCUGGGGAACCUGCUCAUCAUCCUGCUCAUCAGGCUGGACUCUCACCUCCACACCCCCAUGUACUUCUUCCUCAGUCACUUGGCCUUCACAGACAUGUCUUUCUCAUCAGUCACAGCUUCAAAGAUGCUCAUGAAUAUGCUAACACACAGUCAAUCCAUCUCAUAUGCUGGGUGUGUUUCCCAGGUAUAUUUCUUUUCAAUUUUUGCUGAUAUCGACAGCUUUCUUCUCACAUCCAUGGCCUAUGAUAGGUAUGUGGCCAUCUGCCACCCUCUGCACUAUAUCACCAUCAUGAGUCAGAACCUCUGUGUCCUUCUAGUAGUUGUAUCCUGGGCCCUAUCAUCCGCUAACACCCUUGUGCACACCCUUCUCUUUGCUCGACUAUCCCACUUUAGAAACAAUACCAUCCCCCACUACUUCUGUGAAAUCUCUGCCUUGCUAGAGCUGUCCAUCUCUGACACCACCAUCAAUGAGCUUGUCAUCCUUCCUUUAGGUACAGUGAUCAUUACCGUGCAAUUCAUAUGCAUUCUGGUCUCUUACGGCCGAAUUGGAGCCACUGUCCUGAGAACUCCUUCUAUCAAGGGAAUCUGCAAAGCCUUGUCCACAUGUGGUUCUCACCUCUCUGUUGUCUCUCUGUACUAUGGAGCCAUUAUUGGGCUAUAUUUUGUCCCCUCAUCUAAUAACACUAAUGACAAGGAUGUCAUUUUGUCUGUGAUAUAUAGCUUGGUCAUACCCAUGCUGAAUCCCUUUAUCUAUAGUCUUAGGAAUAGGGAUAUUAAAGGAGCUCUGAGAAAUAUCUUCAGCAGAAAACUGUGUUUACAGUAA
Molecule: messenger RNA, 939 nt
Organism: Rattus norvegicus (Norway rat)
Lineage: Eukaryota; Metazoa; Chordata; Mammalia; Rodentia; Muridae
Gene: Or1j13b
Product: olfactory receptor family 1 subfamily J member 13B
Exons: 1
Coding region: 1-939 (312 amino acids)
Biological process (GO): signal transduction; detection of chemical stimulus involved in sensory perception of smell; G protein-coupled receptor signaling pathway
Cellular component (GO): plasma membrane; membrane
Molecular function (GO): G protein-coupled receptor activity; olfactory receptor activity
Source: RefSeq, marked reviewed